AUGAAUUCCAUCAUCCGCCUCGCGCGGCCACUCCUUGCCCCGCGCAUUUCUCCCCUCGCCCAACGGACAUACACAUGCCUCUCACCUCUCCGUCCGACAUUGACAUCUACUUUCCGCCCCAACAACUCCUUCACGCCCUCCCUCACAGCGCAAUCACCAGCAACAGCAGCUGCUACCUCACCAGAAUCCGCAGACCUCGUGCCCACCGCGGCAGUGUCUUCGCAUCCCGCCCUGCAGGGCCUGCAGCUGCGCUUCGGACCCCGAAAUACCAUGAAUGGCCACACGAGGCUGGUGCAGAAGCGGAGACAUGGGUGGCUCAAGAGGACGAGGAGUAAGACUGGGCGGAGGAUCUUGCAGCGGAGGAAGCUGAAGGGGAGGAGACACGUUGCGUGGUAGAGGGCGGGAGGGAAUUUUUUCGGCUUGAAAUGGGAAUAUGCUGUGGAAUUGACAUGAGGGUAUGCUUUGACGUGGGGGGAUGGGGGAGGUGUAUAAAAGGGCCAUCUACUAGAGAUAGAGAUGUAUUGUAUUGUACUAUUACUUGACACCAAGACUCAAAAAGACAACCUUUCGAAAUC
Messenger RNA from Trichoderma virens Gv29-8, 575 nucleotides. RefSeq lists its product as uncharacterized. Gene Ontology annotation, molecular function: structural constituent of ribosome. Gene Ontology annotation, biological process: translation. NCBI's taxonomy places the organism in Eukaryota, Fungi, Ascomycota, Sordariomycetes, Hypocreales, Hypocreaceae. The coding region runs from base 1 to 396 and encodes 131 amino acids. The transcript has 2 exons. Gene Ontology annotation, cellular component: ribosome. The record is from RefSeq and is a predicted model, not a curated record.